Messenger RNA from Durusdinium trenchii, 1539 nucleotides. The record is from the annotation of a GenBank genome assembly. NCBI's taxonomy places the organism in Eukaryota, Dinophyceae, Suessiales, Symbiodiniaceae.
AUGCCAGCGGUCACCAUCCGUGAGUUCAAAUGGCAGCUGAAAGACUUGCUCCCUGCGCGGAGAGUGAGCACGGUCGAGCUGAUCUUGGGGCUCAACAAGUUGACUGAUGAGUCGAAAACAGUGGAAGAGGCAGGUAUCUCUGAUGGGAGCGAGGUGCAGGUGCUCUUCCGGGCCAUUGAUCCAGUCGAAUGUUCCCACGGUCAAGACGUUUGUCGUGUCAAGCCUGGUCGCAUCUCCUCAUUGCUGGCGGUGAAGAUCCCCAUAUCGGUGACAGAGAUCCAACGGCACGCGUUUUGGAAUUGCAGGGCCUUGAUGAAAGUGGACAUUCCUGAUUCCGUGACUUCGAUUGGCCCUGGUGCCUUCAGAUAUUGCAGCUCCUUGGUGGAAGUGACCCUUCCGAACUCUGUCACUGUCAUUGGGGACGAGGCCUUCAAGGACUGCAGAUCAUUGCCUGAAGUGAUGAUUCCCACUUCUGUCACAUACAUCGGAGAAAGUGCCUUCAAAAGAUGUUGCUCACUCACAGCUUUGACCAUCCCCGACUCUACGACUUUCAUUGGAGGUGGUGCCUUCAAUGAAUGCCGCUCACUGAGGGAGUUUACAAUCCCAGAGUCCAUGACUCGAAUCGAAAGGGCUUGCUUUCAGAACUGCAGGUCGCUUAAGAGAUUGACAAUUCCCAACUCUGUGACUCACAUUGACUGCAGCGCCUUCGAAAGUUGCAGAUCAUUGACAGAAGUGACGCUGUCCAAAUCUGUGAAGCACAUUGGAGACUUUGCCUUCAAGAAGUGUACCUCUCUCAUGGCUUUGCGCAUCCCAGAUUCAGUGACUUGCAUUGGAGUCGAGGCAUUUAGCACUUGCAGUUGCUUGGUGGAAUUGAUCAUCCCAGAUGCUGUAACUAGUCUUGGAGCCAGCGCAUGCUACGAUUGUGCCUCAUUGGUGGAGGUGAAGGUCCCCAAGACCAUGAUGCGUAUUGAAGAUGGUUUCCUCCAAAACUGCAGCUCCCUGAUGAAGUUCACAAUCCCUGAUUCCGUCACUUUAAUUGGAGUUGGCGCUUUCAGCUACUGCAGCAUGCUGAAAGAAUUGUCCAUCCCUGAUUGUGUCACGCACAUUGGCGACCAUGCCUUCAAGAACUGUGGAUCAUUGCUAGAAUUGGCCAUCCCCAACUCUGUGACUUUUAUUGGCGAUUGUGCCUUCAAGAACUGCAGCUCGCUAGCAAAAUUGAUCAUUCCCAACUCCUUGAAGGGCAUUGGAGACUAUGUUUUCCACUUUUGCACAUCACUGACAGAAGUGACAAUCCCCACCUCUGUGACACACAUUGGCGACAGUGCUUUCAAGAGUUGCAAAUCGCUCAAGAGAUUGACACUGCCCAAUUCUGUGACGCACAUAGGAAAAUCUGCCUUCUGUGAUUGCACGUCCUUGGAAACAACUUUGCCAGACUCUAUCCGGCACAUUGGGGAGGAUGCCUUCGCAGGAACAAAGACCUCUGUCGCUGGCCUUCCCAAAAGGCGAAGGCUCGCGAAGGCUUCUGAUUCAAAUCGUUGA